AUGGUUACAACUUAUUUCGUAUGGACAGACCCGAUGAGCGAAGAGGAGGUGGAACCGGAAGGUAAUUUAAUGAAUACUAUUAACUUAGUAGAAGAUAUUUUGUCCCGAGCAAUACCAGAGUACGAUAUAGUUGCAAUCGUAGGUGAUUUUAACAUUGACCUAUUAAAUAUUACUAAUGUGCUAACUGACUCUAUGUCUAAUUUUGACAUGUUUCAAAUUAUCGAUGAAGCUACUAGAGUCACUGCUACAUCAGCGACUUUGGUUGACCAUAUUUUUUUGAACAAACCGGAUUUAGUCUUGAACAAAGGUACGAAAAAUACAGACGCCAUAUCAGACCACAGACUGUUAGACUUGUCAAGUAUACCUUGGGAUAAUGUCUUCUACUUUCCUACUAUAGAUGAAAAGUUGGAAUUUUUGACAACAAACAUUUUACUAUUAUUUGACAUCCAUGCUCCUUUGCGUACCAUAAGAAUCACCAAACCUAAAACUCCAUGGUUGACUGAUGUGUUAGAGCUAAUUUUACGUGAAAGAGACCUAGCUUAUAGUAACUAUAAAAAACAUAAAACCCCUGGGAAUUGGAACAAAUAUAAAAAUUUAAGAAACUUUGCGCUCGCAUCUCUCAGAAGAGAGAAAAAGGCUUACUUGGUUAACAUGUGUGGCCAAAACAACAGUCGACAAUUUUGGAAAUCUUUAAAUGCCUUACACAUUACUAGGACCAAGUGUCUUGAAAUUCCAUCUCACUUAAAUAAUCCUGAUACAAUUAACAAUUUUUUUGCAUCUGUUUUUCAGAAUGUGUCUCCUAAUCCUAACAUGACUGAUUUUUAUUCUUCUCAAAAAUUCAAAGACAAUUUAGUUUUCAUUUUCCAGUUAUCAACAAUUGAAGAAGUUGCUUUAAUUAUUCGUUCUCUAAAAUCUAAUGCCUUAGGGUUGGAACAAAUUUCGUUAGAAAUGAUACAGUUGUGCAGCUCUGUGAUACUUCCUCGCAUUACUCAUUUAAUUAAUUGCUGCAUCGAAGCUGAUUACUUUCCUACUGCUUGGAAAACGGCUUUAAUUAGACCCCUGCCAAAAGUAUCAUCACCUGAAUCUCUCAGCGACUUACGUCCAAUUAGUUUGUUGCCUACUCUUUCUAAGAUUUUCGAACGCGUUCUUAUGCAACAGUUACGCAAAUAUAGUGAAGAAAAUGAAAUUAUACCAAAUCAUCAGUUCGACCAGAAGUUGUCGUCAAUUCUUGUGACACUGGACUACUCCAAAGCUUUCGAUAAAAUAACUCACGAACUACUACUUGCGAAGCUUUCAUAUUAUGGUUUGUGUAAUUCGUCUGUAAGUUUAAUUAAGUCAUAUCUAUGUGAUCGUGGACAAAAAGUGGUGAUAGGUAGUAAGUUUUCGGACGUUGUGGCAAUAAGCUCAGGUGUGCCUCAAGAAAGUGUCCUGGGGCCGCUUCUGUUCACUAUCUUUAUUGCGGAUAUAGCCAAUGUUAUCAGGAAUUGUGGUAUUUUUUCUUAUGCUGAUGACAUCUCUUUAGUUUUUAAAUUUAAAUCGGAGGAAACCAAUACGAUUGCAUUGUUAAUUUCAGAUUUAGUAGCUAUCACUUUCAAGCUACUAUUGUGUGAUACAUAUGUGGAGGUCGAAGAGGGCUAUCGGCCAGUAUUCCGAUUUGUCGCGAAAGGUUCCAUCGCACUGUCGAAGUUCGGCGAUCGCGUCUUUGGAUUAACCAUGCAAAAUUCAAAUGUCAAAGACAAAUUAAACGAAAUAAAUGCACAAAUUGAUCCAUUCAUUCGUCAUAGUGCGCGACCCCCUCAAACGAGCCAUUUCGAACUACACUCAGGCCGUAUCCAAAAAGACCGAGAUGAAGACUUCGAGCAGCUGGUCUUCCUCAAAACCGCAUCGGAGCAUUGUGACAUGUCCUGGGAGCCCGUCAAACUCGCGCUGCCUCACUCACGCGUCUCUGUUUGUAUAGCUGGUAUUUUUCGAAUACAGAUGGUCGUGAAGAAAUCUCCAAAGAAAAAAUUCCCAGAGGUUUAG
Messenger RNA from Zophobas morio, 2022 nucleotides. RefSeq lists its product as uncharacterized. Bases 1 to 2022 code for a protein of 673 amino acids. The transcript is spliced from 7 exons. NCBI's taxonomy places the organism in Eukaryota, Metazoa, Arthropoda, Insecta, Coleoptera, Tenebrionidae. The record is from RefSeq and is a predicted model, not a curated record.